Molecule: messenger RNA, 582 nt
Organism: Adineta ricciae
Lineage: Eukaryota; Metazoa; Rotifera; Eurotatoria; Adinetida; Adinetidae
Source: the annotation of a GenBank genome assembly
AUGCUUGAACAUUUAAUCUACGUUAACAGUUGGUAUCCAAAAUACGAAGUUGACCUUGCUGAACAAACGCACUAUACAGUUUUUAACCAAAAGGCACAAGGUACGACAACAGCUUCAUGUGUACGCGAAGUGAAACAUGAAAAAGUUGAAGCACCUAAACCAACAGAACAGAAACUAGCAGCUGAACCAAAACCAGCUGCCGCUAAUGAUGAUGAUAUCGAUCUAUUCGGUUCUGACGAUGAAGAACAAAGCGAAGAAGUCAAAAAACGUCUAGCUGAAUAUGCAGCCAAGAAAUCGAAGAAAGAACAGAUCAUUGCUAAGAGUACAAUUGUACUUGAUAUUAAACCUUGGGAUGAUGAAACUGACCUUGAAGCUAUGGAAAAAUCUGUAAGAUCAAUCGAAGCUGAUGGUCUUGUUUGGGGACAAUCGAAAUUUCUCCCAGUUGCUUUCGGUGUUAAAAAACUCCAAAUCGGUUGCGUUGUCGAAGACGAUAAAAUUGGAACUGAUUUUCUUGAAGAAAAAAUUUGCGAAUUUGAAGAUUAUGUUCAAUCCGUCGAUAUCGUUUCCUUUAACAAAAUCUAA